AUGUUCGAUGGUCAGUGUGAGUGUCAGAGUCUGAGGCUGCCGGUCAGUGCAGAGGUGACCAUGAUGACCCUCAACUCUGCCUCUGUUGCUGGACUUCUGCUCACACUGUCAGGUUUGGCAGCGUAUGAGCUGAUCCAGGAGAAGUCCAAGUCAGUGACUCUGAAGAGCACAGUGAAGAUACUCUGCACUGCACAAGAUGAUGAAUAUUACAUUUCAUGGUACCAACAAAAAGCUGGUGGUGUCCCAAAGUUUCUGCUGCGAAAUGAUGAAAGAGCCUCUGGGUUACCCAGCAGGUUCACCUACACUGACUCCAACAACCAGGAUUAUCUGAACAUCAAUGGAAUAGAAGCUGAAGAUGAAGCCGUCUACUACUGUGCUUGCACGAAAGUUGUGAUUUCUGAUCAUCCAGCAUCUCCUCCAUCGCUGGCCCUGCUGGCUCCCUCCCAGUCUGUCCAGUCUGGAGAGGUCAAUGUGGUUUGUAUGGCGAGGGGCUUCCACCCUGACAGUGUUGCUCUGUCCUGGGCUGAGGACGGCAGCGCUGUGGCGGGUUCUGAGGUCCAGACUGGAUCAUCCCAGCGCCAGCCCGACGGCACCUUCUCCCAGAGUAGCAUCCUGAAACUGAAUGCUGGACGCUGGACCUCAGGACGCACCUACACCUGCAGCCUGACCCACCCAGCACUGACCAGCACACUGACCAAGAGUGUCAGUGUGGGUCAGUGUAGCUAGAGCAAUCACAUAAGGCGCCAAUAUAUCAAAAGGCUCACUGAUGCUAACACAGCUUGUUACAUUUCUUGGUAAAAUAUGCUCAGCCUGAUUUGCAUAACUUCCCCACCCACCAUAUGAAAGACUGGUGUUUCGUAAUGUUCCAUGUCUACUGUUGAAAUUUCAUAUCAGUACUAUUGAUUUUAUAUUCUGCAAAGUUCUAAUAAAAGUCAACAUGAUGUCAGUUUAUAUGUCAGCAAUUACACAUCCUGUUCAAUGUGCUAUAAAAGCUAAAUGUCUCAUGUCGUAAUGUCGUUGUAUUGCUGAGUAAAUGCAAGUUUUCUGAGUAAAAUGUCUCUGCUAUCACAUCAGAAUCUGGACUUUUAAUUGA
This is a messenger RNA of Colossoma macropomum (tambaqui), 1093 nucleotides long. RefSeq names its product immunoglobulin lambda-1 light chain-like. Lineage: Eukaryota; Metazoa; Chordata; Actinopteri; Characiformes; Serrasalmidae. Gene Ontology annotation, biological process: immune response; immunoglobulin production. The transcript is spliced from 5 exons. The coding region runs from base 1 to 726 and encodes 241 amino acids. The record is from RefSeq and is a predicted model, not a curated record.